Dendrobium catenatum is the source of this 1400-nucleotide messenger RNA. Its product is annotated as mannan endo-1,4-beta-mannosidase 1. The record is from RefSeq and is a predicted model, not a curated record. The transcript has 6 exons. Gene Ontology annotation, molecular function: hydrolase activity, hydrolyzing O-glycosyl compounds. The coding region runs from base 1 to 1230 and encodes 409 amino acids. NCBI's taxonomy places the organism in Eukaryota, Viridiplantae, Streptophyta, Magnoliopsida, Asparagales, Orchidaceae.
AUGGCGAUGCUUGCUCAAGAGACCAUUCAAGAUGAGUCAUGUGAUUCCAUCAUUCAAGAUGACGAGAGUCAUAAUCGGCACGCUGAAGCAGCAGAGAGCUUCAUCAGGACGAAUGGAGUCCAUUUUAUGCUUAAUGGUAACCCACUCUUUGUGAAUGGGUUCAAUGCAUAUUGGCUCAUGAACAUGGCAUCAGAUCCCUCUCAGAGAGACAAAGUUUCCACUGCCUUCAAAGAAGCUUCGAUUAAUGGACUCACUGUAGCCAGAACCUGGGCUUUCAAUGACGGUGGUAGCAAUGCAUUGCAAUACUCUCCUGGAUCUUACAAUGAGCAAAUGUUCAAGGGCUUGGAUUUUGUGAUUUGCGAGGCAAGAAGGUAUGGUAUCAGGCUUAUUCUUAGCUUAGUGAAUAAUUAUGAUAACUUUGGAGGGAAGAAGCAGUACGUGCAGUGGGCAAAGAAUCAGGGAGAGAACAUUGGAUCUGAUGAUGAGUUUUUUAGCAAUAGCGUUGUUAAAGGAUACUACAAGAAUCAUGUUAAGACCUUGAUCACACGAUACAACGCUCAAACUGGAGUUGCUUAUAUGAAUGACCCUACAAUCUUUGCAUGGGAGCUGAUGAAUGAGCCCAGAUGCCCUUCAGAUGCGUCUGGGAGGACUAUACAGGCAUGGAUCACUGAAAUGGCCGCUCAUGUAAAAUCCAUAGAUAGUAAUCACUUGGUUGAAGCUGGCUUGGAAGGGUUUUAUGGGCCCUCAUCAUCUUCUGGCUUGCAAACAAAUCCUGGGUUCCAGCUGGGAACUGACUUUAUCUCCAAUAAUCAGAUUUCAGGAAUUGAUUUCGCCACACUCCAUACAUAUCCAGACCAAAUGUUAACAAACUCAAGUGAUCAAUCCCAGCUCCAAUUCUUGAACAACACGCUUGAUGCCCACAUAAGAGAUUCCAGUAACAUUCUCAAUAAGCCGCUUCUUGUAACUGAGUUUGGCAAAACCUGUAAGGAUCCUGGGUAUAACUGCUCCAAAAGAGAUGAUCUUUUUCAAGCAGUGUACUCUAAAAUCUACGAUUCUGCAAGAACAGGAGGAGCAGCAGCAGGAAGCCUCUUUUGGCAGCUCCUUGUUGAAGGCAUGGACUCUUUAAAAGAUGGAUAUGAGGUUCUACUUAAUGAAACUCCAACGACGGCGAGAAUUAUAUCCAGCCAGAGUCGUCGGCUUGGGCUCCUCUCACAAUUGCAUUCAAAAUAAAGGAAUCAUUGUGAGGCUAGAGAUGGUAAAGAUCAUGAUAAAGCUGGUAGUAGGUGGAAGGUUUAAAAGAUGAUAACUGAUGAAAAUGUUUGCUUCUGCACUUCUAACAAAAAAGUACUUCAUUUCAUACUACGCUUUAAUUUGAUAGUGAUAUCAUUUUAUGAUGAUUA